Molecule: messenger RNA, 2153 nt
Organism: Athene cunicularia (burrowing owl)
Lineage: Eukaryota; Metazoa; Chordata; Aves; Strigiformes; Strigidae
Gene: MPPED2
Product: metallophosphoesterase domain containing 2
Exons: 15
Coding region: 1166-2050 (294 amino acids)
Molecular function (GO): hydrolase activity
Source: RefSeq, a predicted model, not a curated record
UCUCUUCAGUAGAAAUUAAGCAAUAAAACUGUCAAGACAAAUACAACACAAGAACCAAAGAAGUUCUCAGAGUAAGUAAAUAAAUUCUUCCAUAAUGCUAUUUUCCAGUGUGGUUGAACUAGACUAACAUUUUGAGUGUAAAUGGAAUCCCUAAACUCUCUCUCGCUCCCCACAACACGAGCAGUGGUAAUUCCUACAGAAUAGCAAGUUAUUUUUAAAAUUCACGUGGUGUGAUUGGGACAAUAUGAAGCCGGCCACAAGUGUAUCUGGUGUAGUUAAGCUAUCAGUGUUAAGAAAUCAGUCUACUCCUAUCCAGCAAAACAGUUAAGUUAGGUGUUAAUGGAAAAACCAUUAAAAAACCCUAUUAUCCUAUGAAGAAAAAAAAUGAAUGCACUCAAGUGGAAAAGGAAGACUUAUUGAUCAAUUUUCAGAAAAAAGCUAAACUUGAUGCCCACAAUGUUCUAUUACGUAGACAGCAGCAAGUGGACAAUGAUUCUCAGUCUCUUCCCAGCUGGCUACAAGUUUUCAAAAAUCCCUGUCAGUGCUGUGGUAAGCGUGUCAGUGAAAUCCCCCCAAGUCCUGCGAUGUGGCCAUCUGAACCAACAGGGAUAGAUGGAGUCCCAUGGGCAAACCAUUUUCGAACCAGUCUUCUUUGGAGCAGCAAGGUGGCAGUCAAGGACUCUCCUUUUGGCUUGGGCUGUCACCCCAGAAAAACUUGAAGUUGGGAGCCCUCACUUUUAGAGGUGAGACGUCUCAAUGAACAGGUCACUGUGACAAUGAGAGUGCUACAAACAGACACUGUGACUCUGCUUCUCUCAGCUACUGUCAAAGGCUCUGCUGCGUGCAAAUCUGAGUGCACAGCAGGAAUCCACGGGAACAGAAAGUUGCUCAUCUCGCUCCCUGCCUUGUUCCAGCAGAAGCACUUGUGCAGUUCUGAGGUGGAUUGGAUGAGGAGACUGACCCACACCAAAACAGACUGCUGACUGGAUCGUUUCCCGGGAGGGGCUCCCUGUUUAAUCCAGGGGCUAGUGCAGGGACAGAGAAGUGGGAGGUGUGCGGAGUUGAUGAGGAGCUGCUGGGAGUCGGGAGCAGCCUGGAACACCAUGCCCUACCCCUCUCCUGGCCUUGGGAAGUUGUGAGCUGCUCAUGUCCAUAAGGAGGAAGGAUGGCUCAUGGAAUUCCUUCACAAGGCAAAGUUACCAUAACGGUGGAUGAAUACAGCUCCAACCCAACGCAGGCGUUUACACACUACAACAUUAAUCAGAGCAGGUUCCAGCCUCCGCAUGUGCAUAUGGUCGACCCUAUCCCAUAUGACACUCCAAAACCAGCGGGCCACACGCGAUUUGUCUGCGUCUCAGAUACACACUCCAGAACAGAUGGCAUCCAGAUGCCUUAUGGGGACAUCCUUCUCCACACGGGCGAUUUCACCGAACUGGGACUGCCCUCAGAGGUUAAGAAGUUUAAUGACUGGUUAGGAAACCUACCGUAUGAAUAUAAAAUAGUGAUUGCUGGGAAUCAUGAACUGACAUUUGAUAAGGAAUUCAUGGCAGACCUUGUUAAACAAGAUUACUACCGCUUUCCCUCUGUGUCCAAAUUGAAACCAGAGGACUUUGACAAUGUUCAGUCACUCCUGACAAAUAGUAUUUACUUACAAGAUUCAGAGGUAACAGUUAAAGGAUUCCGAAUAUACGGUGCCCCAUGGACACCAUGGUUUAAUGGAUGGGGCUUUAACCUACCCAGAGGUCAGUCUUUGCUAGACAAGUGGAACCUAAUUCCUGAGGGAAUUGAUAUACUAAUGACACAUGGACCUCCCCUUGGUUUUCGAGACUGGGUUCCAAAGGAGCUGCAGAGAGUGGGUUGUGUGGAACUGUUGAACACGGUGCAGAGGAGAGUAAGGCCCAAACUCCAUGUCUUUGGUGGGAUUCAUGAAGGUUAUGGCAUUAUGACAGACGGUUAUACAACGUACAUCAAUGCUUCAACAUGUACAGUCAGCUUUCAACCAACCAACCCUCCAAUUAUAUUUGACCUUCCAACCCCUCAAGGAUCAUGAAGCACUACUGCACAUUUGGAACUGGGGAAGGUCUAUAAACUGCCAUUUUCUAAUUAUCAAACUUACAUUCUGUUACAUGUUUAUUUGAAAAUUGGGGGGAACU